AUGUCGUCCUCUGCUCCAUCCACAUCCGCUCCUACCAAGAUUGUCAUCCCCGAUCUUGUCUCGCACUGCACUAUCCCUGUACGAUGCAACCGUCAUUGGAAGCAAGCAAGCGUCGAAUCCAAACGUUGGCUCUUCCGUGGUGGCAACCUUAGCGACAGGAAGCGCGACGCGUUCCAUGGUCUCAAGGCUGGCUACCUCACUUCAAUGUGCUAUCCUUUGGCUGGAUAUCCCCAAUUGCGUGUGUCCUGCGACUUCAUGAACUACCUCUUCCACCUCGACAACAUCUCGGACGAGAUGAACGAUCGGGGCACGCACGGCACUGCGGUGUCAGUUCUGGAUGCGCUGUAUCAGCCGCAUAUGCACCCAACAUCGCGUGUCGGCAAGAUGACCAAGGACUACUGGGUCCGCCUCAUCCAGACUGCAUCUCCCGGUGCCCAGCAGCGCUUCAUCGAGACGUUCGACAUGUUCUUCCAGGCUGUCACCCAGCAGGCGAUGGACCGCGCGAACGGCGUCAUCCCAGACCUCGAAUCGUACAUUGCCAUUCGGCGCGACACCAGCGGCUGCAAGCCGUGCUGGGCGUUGAUUGAAUACGCGAACAAUCUCGAUCUCCCGUGGGAAAUCAUGGAUCACCCAAUUAUACGCGGGCUCGGUGAGGCCGCUAAUGAUCUGGUCACGUGGUCGAAUGACAUCUUCUCGUACAACGUGGAGCAGUCGAAGGGCGACACGCACAACAUGAUCGUCGUCGUGCAAAACCAGCAGGGCCUCGACCUGCAGUCAGCUGUGAACUUUGUCGGCGAUCUCUGCAAGCAGAGCAUCGACCGGUUCCACUACCUGCGGGAAAACCUGCCGUCUUGGGGCCCGGAACUCGACCGUGAGGUCGAGAUCUACGUCGAUGGCCUUGCAGACUGGAUAACAGGCAGUCUCAAGUGGUCGUUCGAGUCCGAGCGGUACUUCGGCAAGGCGGGUUUGGAGGUGAAGAAGACCCGCGUUGUCGCCUUGCUCCCGCGUCGUGCAUGA
This is a messenger RNA of Postia placenta MAD-698-R-SB12, 1017 nucleotides long. RefSeq lists its product as hypothetical. Bases 1 to 1017 code for a protein of 338 amino acids. The transcript is spliced from 6 exons. Lineage: Eukaryota; Fungi; Basidiomycota; Agaricomycetes; Polyporales; Adustoporiaceae. The record is from RefSeq and is a predicted model, not a curated record.